This is a messenger RNA of Corticium candelabrum, 1413 nucleotides long. Its product is annotated as heparan sulfate glucosamine 3-O-sulfotransferase 1-like. Gene Ontology annotation, molecular function: [heparan sulfate]-glucosamine 3-sulfotransferase activity. The record is from RefSeq and is a predicted model, not a curated record. NCBI's taxonomy places the organism in Eukaryota, Metazoa, Porifera, Homoscleromorpha, Homosclerophorida, Plakinidae. The coding region runs from base 24 to 1256 and encodes 410 amino acids. The transcript has 3 exons.
GAAACCCGGAUAUUUGUUCAGCUAUGCCGUACGCCGGGCUUUCCAAGAAGGCUGUCAAGCCUGCUGUUGUUGGAGUAAGCAUUCUCGCAUGUUUUUUCAUACUCUAUGGUAUAAUGGAACAGCGUAAGCAGUCGCUUACGUAUUUCGUCGGCAAAUCGCAAAGACAAGCGACUAGAGAGCGUCCGAGCAACUCAAACGCAGUGGCCCACGAAGGAACGAACGGCGGCGGCAACAACCAAGAAAUGGACGACAGCGAGGAAUGGGAGAAUUCGAUAGAACGCGUGCACUACUCGAGCAACGACGAUGACAUCAGUAGACACGACCUCCUUGACGGAGGUAACAGGUUGCGACCGCAGGCACAUUCUGGACACGAGACGCACGGAAAUGCGACUAAAAAAGGUGCACAUCAAAGACGACAGCAAGCUGCAGGAUUGCUACUGAAAAGACCACCUGACUUCAUUGUCAUUGGUGUUCGGAAAUGUGGAACGAGGGCUCUGUUAAACAUGAUCGGCUUGCAUCCACAGACAGUGUCAGCUGGACCCGAAAUUCAUUUCUUCGACAAGAAAGAGAGUUACAAGAAUGGCCUCAAGUGGUAUAUCAAUAGAAUGAAGCCGUCAACAUCGAGUCAGUUGACUGGUGAGAAGACGCCUGCAUACUUUAUUCAGCCCGAUGUACCGCAACGUAUGAGCAAGUACUUCAAGACAGUCCACAAGAAACCCAAAUUGCUACUCGUCGUACGGGAACCCGUCAGCAGGAUUGUAUCGGACUUCACACAAGGAUUAUAUAAUGAUGAUAACGUAGACAUACAAGAGCUAAACAAGAAAGACAUUCAAGCUCAAUUUAGAAAUAAAGCGCUCGGUAAAGAUGGUCAAAUCAAUAGAAAGUGGCGGGCUAUCACUGUUAGCGAGUAUUCAGUUCACCUUCGUCGGUGGUGGGAAGUAUUCCACCGCGACGAACUACUUAUUAUCAAUGGAGACAACUUAAUAACCAAUCCGGCUAAGGAGAUGACCAAAGUUUCGUCGUUCCUUAAUUUGGAUAAAAGUGUGGAUUGGAGCCGUGUAUUGUAUUACAACGAGACACGUGGCUUCUAUUGCUACGACAAGGAUGGGGAGUCCACUUGUUUAAGCAGCAGCAAAGGACGUACACACCCAGAAGUCGAAGAGUCGGUCUUAGCCAAGCUACGGAAGUACUACAAACCGUUUAACUCACAAUUUGUUAAAAUGACUGGAUUAGACGUCGAUUGGGACAUGCGAUGAUCUUUUAGUCCCUUUGCUCACCAAUCCGUAGUGUAGCCAGACCCUUUUCUGCCCUUGUUUACACAAGGCUAAUGCACAACAAGAUAAGAUAAUCUUUUCUAUUGUAGAUGCAGUAAUUUGCAAUGGUUUGUUAAUUAAUCUGAAAUUAUAAGCUGUA